AUGGAAACGAUAGAGAAUAUAACAUUGGACUGUGAGAACGGAGUUCCAAAUGUCUUUGAAUUCUUCACUGGACUAAACUUUAUUCACAAAUGGAUCUUAGUGAUGCCAACUGGAUUUUAUUUAAUGACAAUAACUCUGUUCAUUCUUAAUUUGUGUACAAUUAUUAAGUAUGGACAAAAGGAGACAAAGUCAAAUGUGCUCAUACUAGUUACUCUUUACCCGAUAGUGGCAACUACCUCAAUGGUCUCAAUAUUCAUGCCAAGAACAUAUUUCUUUUGUGAUACGAUCGCACACAUAGUCUUCGUGAUCACGUCAUAUCAGUUCUAUCGGUACUGCAUCAACUGUAUUGAGGGCGAAAGUAAGUUUAUCGCUGUAUCAAAAGGUGAAUCAUUUACGCUUAAAGCGCCACCUUGUUGCUGUUGCUGUUUAUGCCUUAAAACUUCAUCGAUAACGAAGGAGAAAUUUUUAUGGCUAAGAAUUUUAGUGCUUCAAAUGGCUAUCGUCCAUGUGAUAAUAUUUUCCUUCAUAAACAUCCUGAACGUAGAAAAUCCAAGUGUUGUUGAGGAGAUUAUGCUGUACUGCACACCAUUUUUGGUCGUUACGAUUCUCUUAGCUGUCUGGGGCUUCCAAAUCACUAUUCGACUACUUGUGCCUUACUAUUCGAAUUUAAAUCUUCUCAAAAAGUUUUUAGCCUUUCAACUGGUCCUCGUCUUUUGCAAAUUUCAGCCAGUGUUACUUAAUUUAAUUAUGAAGCAAUUUGAAUGGAGCUGCGAGGGUUCAGCGACCGUUAUUAUUAAAAUUCGAACAAUAACACAAAUAAUAAUUCAGCUCGAGAUGUUGCUGUUAUCGCUAUGGGCACAUUUUCUUUAUACAAACAAUAACUGUAGAACUACAGUCAGUAAAUAA
Chironomus riparius is the source of this 906-nucleotide messenger RNA. The record is from the annotation of a GenBank genome assembly. Lineage: Eukaryota; Metazoa; Arthropoda; Insecta; Diptera; Chironomidae.